AUGGGUAAUAAAAAGUCGACAUCAAAAAAGCAUAAUAAAAGCAAAUCAUUAUCUAAUGAAAAAGUUAAAUUAGAUGAUAUAAAUAUAAUUUGUCUGGAUAUUAAUUGUAAUGAUAAAUCAAGUAGUAAUCUUAAAUUUUUAAAUGAACUUGAACAAAUAGUCAAUUCUGUUCAAAUAUUUGAUGAUUCAAAUCUUUGUGAAAAAUUUCUUAAAAAUGAUUUCAACGAUAAUGAAAUUAUAUUUUUUAUUUUAUCUGAUAAACUUAUUCAACAAAUUGUUCCUCGUAUUCAUGAAUUAAUAUAUAUUGAUUCAAUUUAUGUAUUUUGUCAACAUAAAAAUCAAUAUGAUUUAUGGUCAAAUAAAUAUUCGAAAUUAAAAGGACAUUUGUUUACGGAAAUUUCUCAACUUUGUGAUCAAGUAAAACAAGAUAUUCGUCGUUAUCAAAAUGAUCUUAUACCAAUACAUAUGUUAGAUAAUACAUUUACUCAUGAUCAAUUGAAUCAAAUUGAACCAGAUUUUAUGUAUUCACAAUUAAUAAAAGAAACUUUAAUUAAUAUAAAAUAUGAUAAAAAUGCAAGAAGAGAAUUUAUUCAAUAUUGUUUUAUUCAAUCAAAUAUUUUAAAUAUAAAUCAAAUGAAUAUAAUUCAUCAAUUUGAAAAUAAUUAUGAAAAACAUUCACCAAUAUGGUGGUAUACACGAGAAUCUUUUGUCUAUGAAAUUCUUAAUAAAGCUCUUCGUACUCAAAAUAUUGAUAUUUUGAUUAAAAUGGGAUUUUUUAUAAAAGAUCUUCAUCAGCAAAUUGAACAUUUGUAUUCUUUACAAGAACAUUGUCCAAUGAUUGUUUAUCGUGGUCAAGGUCUAACAAAUAAUCAAUUUGAAAAAUUAUGUAAAUUUAAAGGUGGUUUAAUAUCAUUUCAUAGUUUUCUUUCAACAAGUCUUGAUAAACGAAUUUCACUUGAAUUUGCUCGACGUGCUAUUGAAAAGCCAGGUCUUCGUGGUAUUAUAUUUCGUAUGAAAAUUGAUCCAAAAAAUGUUAAUUUAUCAAAUUCAUAUGCAUCAUUAAAUAAUUUAAGUUAUUAUAAAAAUAAUGAAAAAGAAAUACUUUUUUCAACACAUACUAUUUUUCGUAUUGUUGAUAUUAAACAAAUAAAAGAUGAAAAUAAAAUUUGGCAAAUUGAUUUAAAAUUAACAACAAUUCAAGAUGAUAUACAACUUGAACAAUUAACAAAAUAUUUACGUGAAGAUGUUCAAUCUUUAUCGAAUCCUUGGGAACGUUUAGCUAAAUUAAUGUUUACUAUUCGACAAUUUGAUAAAGCACAACAAAUUUAUGAAAAUAUUUUAGAAAAAACUUCUUCAAAUGAUUCUCUACAAUUAGCUUUUAUUUAUCAUCAACUUGGUUAUGUUAAUAAUGAAAAAGGAAAUCUUAAUAAAGCACUUGAAUAUUUUCAAAAAUCAAUUGAAAUAAAAGCGAAUUAUUUACCAGAACAUUAUAAUGAUCCACAAUUAGCUGAUACUUAUUUAAAUAUUGGUUCGAUUUAUCAUGCACAAGAUAAACUUGAUUAUGCUUUAUUUUAUUUUCAAUCAGCUCUUUAUACAGAUUCAAAUGAUCAAACAAUUUUAGCAUCUAUUUAUAAUAAUAUUGGAAUGGUUCUUAAAAGACAAGGACAUUUUAAUGAUGCUCUUCAAUUUUUUCAAAAAAGUCUUCAAAUUGAUUUAAAAUUUCUUCCGCCAACACAUCCUGAUCUUGCUACAACAUAUUCAAAUAUUGGAAGAGUUUAUUAUCUUUUAAAUGAUUAUUUAAAUGCAUUAUCUUAUUAUAAAAAAACUUGUUAUAUUCGGAGUUUAUCAUUACCACAAAAUCAUCCAUCUAUAUUAACAGCAAUUGAAAAUUAUCAAAAUACAGCUAUCCUAUUUAAAAAAUAUAAUUCACAAAUCAACUUAUCAACAUCUAUUAUACCAAAAACACAUCGAUCUUGUUCAACAUUAUCGAAAUAUUCAAAACAACUUAAGAAGAAAAUUUCUAUUUCUAAACAAAUAAUUACUAAUAAAUAA
Molecule: messenger RNA, 2052 nt
Organism: Rotaria sordida
Lineage: Eukaryota; Metazoa; Rotifera; Eurotatoria; Philodinida; Philodinidae
Source: the annotation of a GenBank genome assembly